This is a messenger RNA of Oldenlandia corymbosa var. corymbosa, 669 nucleotides long. NCBI's taxonomy places the organism in Eukaryota, Viridiplantae, Streptophyta, Magnoliopsida, Gentianales, Rubiaceae. The record is from the annotation of a GenBank genome assembly.
GGAUAAUUGAAGGUGUUGAAGACUUCUCGUUACAGCUGAUUGGGAAGAGUCGAAGAUUUUAAUGAAAAUCAUGGAUCUCAUGAUCAUGGUGUUCCAGAAAAUGCAUCUGCUACUCCUAUUAACACCAGUGGCUUCAUCAGAAACCCCAGUUGGUGGAUCCCAGAUUACAAUUCCUGAUGUCAAUCCAAUUGCUCAAAGUGAAACUACUAUUGUUGCUCCUCCUAUCCUAAUGGAAGCUGCACAAAGGUACAUUGUGGACAUCAAUGUGUUGGUGCCAACUAAAAGCAUUCAUUCAACUAAAAGCAUUCAUUUCUACAUCGUCGUUCGUGUGAUGACUAUAUGGAAAAUGUACCAUACUCAAAAUAUGAAGGAUGUCAAAUCACUUGAGUUGGCUUUGGUUGAUGUUCAGGGUUCCAAAAUCCAGGUUACUAUACCUGCUCGAAUCAUAAAAGAUUUUGUUAAGUAUUUCAAAGAACACAGAAUCAUAAAAGAUUUUGUUAAGUAUUUCAAAGAACAAGGUGUUUGUAGGAGGCUUUCGCUUUAAUAUUAAUAGAGGUUACCGUUGCUCCAAACGAGUAUAAGAUACUGUUUGGAUGUGACACAUUGGUGAACAAUGUUGUUGACUUUGAAACCAGUAAAAAUGUUUUUGGAUACACUCCUGUUGUUGAC